Pseudogymnoascus verrucosus is the source of this 1431-nucleotide messenger RNA. RefSeq lists its product as uncharacterized. The transcript has 2 exons. Gene Ontology annotation, biological process: cellular response to oxidative stress. The record is from RefSeq and is a predicted model, not a curated record. Bases 506 to 1309 code for a protein of 267 amino acids. Lineage: Eukaryota; Fungi; Ascomycota; Leotiomycetes; Thelebolales; Thelebolaceae.
UAGGUGGGGGUCAAUUACGAUGUUGUUUAACGAUGAAAGAAAAAUGGACCCCUCCCGAUUUGAGAGCCUCUCCCAUAAUCAUAAACCUUUGCUGAGUAUUGCUGAGUAAAAUCCCGCGGAACCACUUUAGUAACUUUAUUAGCGCUGCCCAGUCACGUUACCUCGGCCCAGGGGCAACUUUCCAAGCGGGCCAAGAGAAAUUGCCGAAGUUUCGCCCCGAGAUAACGGCCUCGUUUUUCCUUGGUAAAUCUACUGAAUUUCGCCGCAACUCCCCACAUUACAUAUGGAUGACAAGCCGUGAAUAAGAAUAAGUGGUUCCUAUAACUCUCCUAGCGUCUGUUUUUCUAUGGGUUUCGCGCCGUGAUUGAAAGUGCUUCCAAAGCGAUUGCUCAGGGUUAAUAAGCCGUCUUGACUCCGUGCCCCUCUAUACAGUUGUAUAUAGCUUCGUUUUUUUGGCAAAGUGGAUUAUCCAGCACCUUCGAUAUCAUUGAAAAUAGCUUUGACAAUGUCUUCCUCCACUCUCGGCCUCAAGUUCGCCCCGCUUCUAAGAAGUCUCCCCUCUCGCAGUCAGCUAUAUAUGCCCUCCUCUUCCACCUCUCUAUUCCACUCCUCCUCUCCCAUCAUCACCAAAUCAUCAUCAUCACCCUUCACACCCACCACCCACCACCGCUCCAUCUCCACCACCACAGCCAAAAUGUCCGCAACACCCUACCUCACCGCCCUCGCGGCCCGCCGCUCCAUCUACCCCCUCAAGAAGGAAUCCCCCAUCCCCGACUCCCGCCUCCGCGAAAUCAUCACCGAGGUCAUCAAGCACGUUCCCUCGUCGUUCAACGCGCAGUCCACCCGCGCCGUCCUGCUGCUUCACGCUGAGCACGAUAAACUCUGGGAUAUCCACGCUGAGGUGUUGAAGCCUAUCGUCCCCGCUGAGGGAUGGGCCGCUACUGAGGGGAAGAUUAACAUGUUCAAGGGAGCAUACGCUACUAUCCUCUUCUUCACCCACGCCCCCACCAUCGUCGGCCAACAAAAGGCUUUCCCAAUGUACGCCGAGAAGUUCCCCCACUGGGCCGCCCAAUCCUCCGGCGCCCACGAGAUCUCCCUCUGGACCGCCCUGGCCGCCGAGGGUCUCGGAGGUAACCUCCAGCAUUACAACCCGCUCGUGGAUGCGCGCGUCAGGGAAACCUGGGGUAUUUCGGAGGAUUGGGUGUUGGAUGCUGAGUUGGUUGUUGGUACUCCUGCUGGGGAGGCUGGGGAGAAGGCCUUUUUGCCUAUUGAGGGCGAGAGACUUCUGGUUUUCGGCGAGAAGGCUUAGAUGGGGGUUGAGAGUUUAGAGAGGAAGAGGCGUUUUAUUGCAUAGCUUGCGGGUUGGUUGGGGAUUUAGAAGCAUAGAAUUUGGUUUUUAGAAUUAGAAUUGACGAUUUAUGUCUGUUUCAA